CACUAAUCUCGCGAUAGCUGAUGACGAGCUCAAAAGCGGAAGUAAAUAGUCGCUCUGCCAAGUUAGCAACGGAGUGGCGUAAAUAAAGUACUACACGUUCAGCGUGCAUAUCACAUGCGUAUUUCAGCUGGUUAAUUUCGGUUUUAAUCUUGAGUAGAGGUACUAGGAAGGGCUGUAUUGUAGGCGCACCCGAGACGCAGUUCCGUAACAGUCACGUUAGGGGCGUCUGAUAGCACGUUUUGCGGCCUGGCACUUGUGCGAACUCAGUCAUCAUUGUUGCCGCUAAAUCAAGCUAACGGCGCGUUUAGCCUCCGAUCCAAAUCAAAGACAACGCUGGGUACUUACUGCAGCAAAUGUCCAGUAUUCCUCGAGGCGCAUAAUCUAUUAGGGCUUCGGUGAGAACAAAGUCCCUGCUGGAUCUAAAAUGAUCAUAGAAAAUCUGGAGGCUUUGAAAACAUGGCUGUCUGACACGCUCGAGCCCAUCUGCGAUGCAGACCCUUCAGCACUCGCCAAGUAUGUUGUUGCCCUGGUGAAAAAAGAUAAAACUGAAAAAGAACUGAAAGCUUUGUGUAUUGACCAGUUGGACGUAUUUCUCCAGAAAGAGACCCAGCAAUUUGUGGACAAGCUGUUUGAAGCAAUAGACAACAAAAGCUAUCUGCCUCCGACGGAAGCACUACCUACUUUGAUCAAAGUUGAAAAAGAUGAGCCGAAAAAAGAUGAGCCAACUCGGGAAGACGAACGUGACAAAAAGAUUUCUCGAAGAGUGAAUAACAGUCCUCCAUCAGGUUCCCGCUACAGCAGAGAUGGCAGGAGAGUAGAUGAUCGCAAGAGAGAUGACCGGUCCAGGAAAAGAGAUUACGACCGCAACCCGCCCAGAAGGGAUUCAUACCGUGAUCGCUACAAUCGAAGGAGGGGUCGCAGUCGUAGUUAUAGUCGCAGCCGCAGCCGAAGUUGGAGCAAGGAUCGACCUCGAGACAGAGACCGUGACCGUGAUCGUGACAGAGACAGGGAGAGAGACCGGGACCGAGCUCGGAGCGGAAGUCCUUCUCACAGCAGAACUCGUUCAAGAAGCCGGAGUAGAGACAGGGAUCCUGGGAAGUUGAAGUAUGAUCACGAUCGCGUGGACCGGUUGGAAGGUCCUGAUGGCUACACCCCGACUAUUCUGGUUUCCACUGCAACCACCUCCCAUUUCCCUGUGCCAACACUGAGCAGCACCAUCACGGUCAUCGCGCCCACGCAUCAUCACAGCAAUAACACGACUGAAAGCUGGUCGGAUUUCCACCCAGAGCACCCUGUGGAUCGAGGCCCUUUCAGGGGACCUGUUCCUCAACCAAGGAAACGGUGCCGUGACUAUGAUGAGAAAGGCUUCUGCAUGAGAGGAGACAUGUGCCCUUUUGACCAUGGGAGUGACCCAGUCGUGGUGGAGGAUGUCGGUUUGCCCAAUAUGCUGCCCUUUCAGCCCCCACCCAUUCCAGGUGUGGAUGGCCCUCCACCCCCGGGCCUUCCACCUCCACCACUAAUGAACCCCUCGACUGUGAAUCUGGGGCCUCCUGUGCCCCCACCGGGAACUCUCCCACCAAGCCUUCCGCCGAUUGCAGGACCACCGCCCCCUCUUCCUCCACUUCAGCCCUCUGGAAUGGAUGCACCGCCAAAUUCCAUUACGAGUGCUGUUCCCACUAUUGUCACCUCUGGCAUACGUUCUUCAGUGCCCCAAAUACCGACACCACUUUUCCCUUCAGAUACCUAUGAGGCAGAUGUGUACAACCCUGAGGCCCCUAGUAUCACUAGUAGUUCCAGGCCAAUGUACCGCCACCGGGUCAAUGCUCAGAGGCCCAACCUUAUUGGCCUCACUAUGGGAGAUGUGGACCAGCCACAGAAAGACAAGGUUCCAAACAACAGUAUGAGAAUUGUUAUGGAUUCGAGCUUGAGGAAGCGACCUGCUGGUUCACAUGAUGGAGGUAUUCUCCACAAGAAACCUUGGUUUGACAGGCCUAACUAUAAUAAACCUAACCAUCUGGGCUAUCACAGAAGAGGUCCCUUCAACUCUCCUAACACCAAGCUGCUGGUUCGGCAAAUUCCUUCUGAACUCAACAACAUCAGCAAACUCAAUGAUCAUUUCAGCAAAUUUGGAACCAUUGUCAAUCUGCAGGUGGCAUACCAGAGUGAUCCAGAGGGUGCACUGAUUCAGUUUGCAUCUCCUGAUGAGGCCAAGAGGGCCAUACAAAGCACAGAGGCUGUCCUCAACAACCGCUUUAUCCGAGUGCAUUGGUUCCGGGAGAACGGGGGUGAUGGACCUGGACCGGGCCUGGCUCACAUACAGCAGUUGCAAUCACAGCCAGCCAUGCAGCCCUCAGUGACAUCGCUGAAGCAGUCUGUCAAAGAUCGCCUUGGGCCUCUGCUCACUGCAAACGCUGAGCCUUCCCAGGACUCCAGUGUAGCUCCUCAGAAUCCUACAAAAGUAUCAGUGAAGGAUCGUCUGGGUUUCUCUGCCAAAUCUGCUACACCUGUUGAGAAGCAUUUUCAGGUGUUUUCAACUUCGGCGGGCCUCUCUAAGACAGUAUACAACCCUGCAGCCUUAAAAGCGGUCCAGAAAACCACAGAUGACCCUCUAAAGAAGAAACAGGAAGCUCUAAGGCUACAGCAGGAUGUACGGAAGAAGAAGCAAGAAAUUCUCGAGAAGCAUAUUGAAACACAGAAGCUCCUGAUCUCCAAACUUGAGAAGAACAAAACAAUGAAAGCAGAGGAUAAAGCCAAAAUCAUGGAAACCUUGGGCAUUUUAACCAAAAACAUCACCAAACUACAAGAAGAGAUAAAGGGCAUCUCAUGCAGCAGCAGCAAUCUUCUGAACACAGUCAAGAGCAAGGCCCAAGCUCAGAAGGAACUUCUUGACACAGAGUUAGAUCUGUACAAGAAAACUCAAGCUGGAGAGGACACUGCUCUGUUGAAGAUCAAGUAUACCCAGCUGCAGAUUGAGGCCGCUAAAAGAGGACUCCUGUCACCAAGCCGAGGUCGUGGGAUCUCUGCUCGAGGGCGUGGUUCCACAAGGGCCCGCGGAAGAGGUGCCAGAGGACGGGGAAGAGGAAGAGGUGUUCCACUGCAUGCAGUUGUGGACCAUCGUCCGCGAGCUCUGGAGAUUUCCGGUUUCACGGAGACAGAGCAGGUCGACCUGCUGCCGCAUUUUGCUCAAUUUGGAGAAAUAGAAGAUUGCCAGAUCGAUGAAAACAGCUUGUGUGCAGUCAUCACCUACAGGACAAGAGCAGAGGCUGAGCAGGCAGCACUCCGUGGCGUCAAGUUGAACAAUCGUAAUUUACGGCUGGCCUGGCAUAAGCCUCUCAAGACGCUGAAUGCUGUUGAUGCAAACGAGGCAGAGCCAGAGGAGGAUGAGUAUCCAGAAGAGUCACUGAGCGAUGAUGCCCUGCUGCAGGAUGACGACGAGGAGGAAGAUGACAACGAGCCUCGUUCCUGGCGCAGAUGAGCGCGGCAUUGACCAGAUGCCUAGCAGUUUAUUUAUUUUGAUGCCUGUUCAUAAAUACAAGACACGUUGACUUCACUUCACAAAGAUGUAACUGGCUGAAUAUACAUGUGAAUUUAAUUUUUAAUCUGUAUGUCAGAUGCAGCAAUUUUUUCUUAAAAAAUGCUCUUAACGUAGAAUUGUUUUUCAUUUCUUUUGUAAUAUGGAUCAGAUAACUACUUUGUCUGGACACAUGAUAGCUUGAUGAAUUAUCAGUUUUAGACACCAAAUUCUGUAUUAUUGUUGAACGCAAUGACAGACCAUGGAGCUUUUGCAGAGUACUGUUCCAUCUAUUGGUAGAAGCUCGUUUGUAAAUAUUUUAUGUCUGAGUUGAGAUUAUUUGUACGAAAUCUUAGUUUCUCAGUUAAUUGGUUCCAUUUUGAAUUGUGUAAAAGAAAUAAUAAAUGAAAUGGUCAGAAAAUACUGCUAUUCUCACAUUUUGGAAACGUAUAGCAGUCGUCAUUGUAAAAUAUAACUGACCAUUUAAAAAAAAAAAAAAAAAAAGUUCACCUAAAGAGCAAACUUCCUGUACAAAUCCUCCAUCCAGCAAUUGUUGGAUUGAUAAGGUAACUCUUAAGGUAAGAAACUGUCAAAAAAUGUCUUCCCAAUGUAUAGAAAAUGUGGGUCAAAUCCUUAAACUGUUUUUCUUUGCAGGUGGUCUUUUUCCAGCGGAAGAAAAUCUGAAACCUCAAACCUGUGAUUGUUUUUAUACUGAGCUGAUGUAUAUUAAAUAGAUGUAUAUUAAAUAUAUUUUCAUGUUAA
This is a messenger RNA of Corythoichthys intestinalis (scribbled pipefish), 4273 nucleotides long. RefSeq names its product RNA binding motif protein 26 (gene rbm26). The transcript has 22 exons. Gene Ontology annotation, molecular function: RNA binding; metal ion binding. Gene Ontology annotation, cellular component: nucleus. The record is from RefSeq and is a predicted model, not a curated record. Lineage: Eukaryota; Metazoa; Chordata; Actinopteri; Syngnathiformes; Syngnathidae. The coding region runs from base 425 to 3475 and encodes 1016 amino acids. Gene Ontology annotation, biological process: mRNA processing.